AUUCAGCAUCAAAUACGCUAUCUAUCUUCACGCCGCUCAUUUUACGGAAAUAUCAGUGAUCCGAAAAUGGCACCGCAACUUGAACCUUUCUUCAAGCAGGUCGACGAUUUGUCGGGCUCUUUCAUUGACCGUCUACGAAAGGCUGUCGCCAUCCCAUCUAUUUCCGCACAGGAUGAGAAUAGAAAGGAUGUCUUCAAGAUGGCCCAGUUUCUUGCUUCCGAGCUUGAGAAUUUGGGUGCCGAAGUGGAACAGAGACCGUUAGGUAAACAACCUGGAAAAGAGCACCUGGAUCUUCCCCCGGUUGUGCUUGCUCGUUAUGGUAAUGACAAGAGCAAGCGAACCAUCCUGGUCUAUGGGCACUAUGACGUGCAGCCGGCUUUAAAAGAAGAUGGCUGGGCGACAGAGCCUUUCGAGUUGACCGUCGAUGAUCAGGGAAGAAUGUACGGGCGCGGAAGCACGGACGAUAAAGGUCCCGUCCUCGGCUGGCUGAAUGUUAUCGAAGCUCAUAAAAGGGCUGGUGUUGACUUCCCGGUCAAUCUGCUCUGUUGCUUUGAGGGGAUGGAGGAGUAUGGCUCAGAAGGUUUGGAAGAGUUCAUUCAAACCGAGGGCAAGGAAUUUUUCAAAGAUGCAGAUGCCGUUUGCAUCUCGGACAACUAUUGGCUUGGGACCGAAAAGCCUUGCUUGACCUACGGGCUCCGAGGCUGCAACUACUACUCCGUGAGCAUCUCGGGACCUGGUCAGGACUUGCAUAGCGGGGUCUUUGGUGGCACAGCACACGAGCCGAUGACUGAUCUGGUUCAUGUGCUAUCUAAACUUGUCGAUUCGCAGGGAAAUAUCCUGAUCCCUGGAAUCAUGGAUCUUGUUGAGCCCCUUACGGAGGAAGAAAAAUCCCUAUACCCUGGCAUCAACUACACUAUGGAUAAUCUUCACGAGUCACUGGGCAGCGAGACAAGCAUUCAUUCCACCAAAGAGAGAACUCUCAUGGCAAGAUGGAGGUACCCGUCUCUUUCUCUCCAUGGCAUUGAGGGCGCAUACUCUGCUCCUGGCGCGAAGACAGUAAUUCCAGCUAAGGUCAUCGGCAAGUUCUCAAUCCGAACUGUGCCGAAUAUGGAAAGUGAGGACGUGAACAAACUCGUCUUCGACUAUGUCAAGGCAGAGUUCGCCAAAUUGAAUAGCAAGAACACAUUGAACGUGUGGCUCCAGCAUGAUGGAAAGUGGUGGGUUGCCAGUCCGAAGCAUUGGAACUUCUCGGCUGCAAGCAAAGCUGUGAAACAGGUUUUCGGUGUUGAGCCGGAUAUGACCCGUGAGGGUGGCAGGUAUGUCUUCUGAUUCAUACUCGCCAUCUGUUACACUGCUUCAGAUACUUUGAGACUGAUAUCCAUAUAGUAUCCCUGUCACACUAAGCUUCGAGCAAGCUACAGGCAAGAAUGUCCUCCUCCUACCUAUGGGAAGCUCGACUGAUGCUGCUCAUUCGAUCAACGAGAAGCUCGAUAAGAGGAAUUAUAUCGAAGGAAUC
Messenger RNA from Aspergillus eucalypticola CBS 122712, 1516 nucleotides. Its product is annotated as M20 family dipeptidase. Gene Ontology annotation, biological process: proteolysis. The transcript has 4 exons. Bases 67 to 1329 code for a protein of 420 amino acids. Gene Ontology annotation, molecular function: peptidase activity. Lineage: Eukaryota; Fungi; Ascomycota; Eurotiomycetes; Eurotiales; Aspergillaceae. The record is from RefSeq and is a predicted model, not a curated record.